UAGUAUAAACUAAAACAAGUUCUCUCCGCUUCAGCGAUUUGUAAACGAACGUUUUUUCCAAUCUACUGACAGUUUAGUUGUCGUCUUUCGCCUUUCGUAGGAUUUUAAUGCAUAAUCUUGUUCACAAAUGAAAUGCAUAUGAUAGGUAGGAUCGAGUUUCGGGAACUUUAGAUAAAUCAUUUGUCUGGUGUUACAGGAACACACCUUAAUAAAAUAUUCAUAACAGAACACUCAAAAUGACUGCAAAAAUAGUUUUAUUCUGUGUGCUCUUAUUGGAAUCGAUAACGGGAGCCCAGGCCUAUUCAUACAAUGUGGGUGGAAUGGUGGCAGCGUCGUUGGCUGCGUUUAUAUUUCUCAUAGCCAUAAUUCUGUUGAUCCUUGUUGCAGUUCAGUGGCGAGACUGGUAUAUGCGACGUCAAGCUAGGCGAGGACGAUACAGGAUACCAAGAGAAAAAUGGCGUCUUUUCAGAUACAAAGUUAUGAAGUCUACGUCUCGAGAAGAAAGCCCGAGAUCUGGUAUGGAAAUGAACAUGCGUAUGCACAAUAUAACAAAUAUGCCAGGUAGUAGAACUACAACACUAGAGAGACAACAGCCAAUAACAGACGCAUGGGUGACACGUCUACCUCCCGUUGACCAUUACGAAGAAAAAAGUAAAACAUUGAAGUUCGAUCCAGAGGAAGAGAAUGUCAUAGUUACUGAUGUUCUACCAGACACCACACAAAGAACAGUCCAACCGGUCGUCAUGACAACAGCAGGACCUACCACUCAAACAGUGACGUAUCAGGACUCCUAUCAGCCGUAUAAAGAUGACAGUACGACAGCUACCCACAUACGCCAGACGGCACGUGCAAGAUCUGAGCGUGUAAGUUACGAACCUUACCACGUUCGUUUGCAAGUGUCUGAAGCGUCCCAGCAACCAGCUCAUCAUCUGUCGCAGACGACACAUCCAGCUCAGCAAUAUUCACAAUCGACACGUCCCGCCCAGCAGCUGUCACAGACGAUGCCAUCUAGGGGCGAUGGAAAAGAUAUUUUUAUACAACCUCACGUUCCGGCUAGCAAUACUCCAGAUAUUCAAGCCGGCGUCGUGGUUUUUGAUUCCGACGACGAAGCUGGAAACAUUCCGGUAACUCGACAAUCCGAAGAUGUUGUUUUGUUUUAAGUUCCAAGCUAAUAUAUGAUAUAAAUUGUUUAUAGUGCUUACUUUUAAACAUAUAUGACAUUUUGCCUGGUUUUAAAGAAUUAUAUAUUUUAAAAAUCAUCAAAAUAUUCCAAAGAUAUUUGAUAUUAUUUUCAUGUAUGCCAAAUAUGUGCGCUUGUAUAGUGUAUACGAGAAAGGUACGCAUCUGUUGUAUUUGAGAAUAUUAUGCAAACGUUAAAGCAUCGAGUAAAAAAUAUACUGUGAUUUGCAAAACAUUUUAUUUCAAGUUUUAAUAAUUGUUUAGAGCCAAACUUUAUCCAUGGUUCAAUUCCAUCAUAUAUCUUUGAUAUUAUUCACUCACUGUGUGUUUGUACUGAUAUAUAGAUGAAAUUUACUUAUUGAAACAUUUUUCACCGAGUGGACAUCAGAUGCAGUAUUUUCUCGACUUGCAUCAAAUAUAAAAAGUAAAUAUGGUGUUCACGGGUGAAAGAUAUUUUGAUCUUUCAAAUAUUUAGUAAUUUUCUACUUACUUUAAAGUAACUGUUAUCCAUUCUGCAGUUUCGUACCAAAUAUAUUUUACUCUAAUAAGUCGAUAGUUGAAAAACAUAUGAGCCGUGCCAUCAGAAAACCAACAUAGUGGCUUUGCGACCAGCAUGGAUCCAGACCAGCCUGCGCAUCCGCGCAGUCUGGUCAGGAUCCAUGCUGUUCGCUAACAGUUUCUCUAAUUCCAAUAGACUUUGAAAGCGAACAGCAUGGAUCCUGACCAGACUGCGCGGAUGCGCAGGCUGGUCUGGAUCCAUGCUGGUCGCAAAGCCACUAUGUUGGUUUUCUCAUGGCGCGGCUCAUAUAGUAAAUUCAGUAAUUCACUGAAGAAAAUGGAAUACUGUUUAUUUCAUGUAAAUAAGAACUUGUAUACCAGAUCUAUACUGAGUACAUCUAGAAACGCAACACUUGGUCUACAGUCAAUAUUUUUGUAACAUGAUAAUUAACCAGAAAACUGCACUUUUUCUUCUUCUUCUUCUUCCAGUUAGGUACAUAACCGCAUAACCGCUCUCUGGCGUAUCGUCGUACACUGUUAUUUACACGGGUGAAACACGAACGUUCUGUGCUAGUUAAAAACAUCUAUUUUACAGUGCUGUUAAAAACGGUACGGUCAUCUAUCGGAGCUGGACUGCCUGCAACCUGGACCUGAAGAUGUCUAGGGAGGUGCUGUCGACAUCUGCCUGUGGUAGAAUUCCAGAGAUGUAUUCCAUUGGGGAAGAAGGAGAACUGGUCUGUCAGUGUUCUGGUGAAUGGUAACAGGAACUUCUGGGAAUGGCCUCGCAGUGUAGUAGCUGGAGUGAGGUGUGUCUUUGGGAUGUCCACUGGCUGAUUUACUAUGCGGUACAUCAUGACUGUCCUCGACUGCGCUCGCCUUUCUAGUAGUUGUAGGCCACUGCAGUUUCUGAAGCAUCUCUGUCACGCUACUUGAUCUGUGGUAGUCACCAGUCACAUACCUUACCGAUCCACGCUGGACCAUUUCAAGUUUGUUUAUGUUGUCCUUGGUGUAUGGGUCCCAGAUAACACUUCCAUAUUCAACUAUUGGACGAACAAAUGUCUUGUAGCAAAGGUCUUUUGUUGCUUUCGGGCAUUGAUAAGUAUUUCUAGAGAUAAAGGCUCUGGUGUUGUUUGCUUUCUUCACAGAAGAGUUAAUAUGGUUGUUCCAGCUUAGAGAUUUGUGUAUGUUGAGUCCAAGAUAUUUUGCUGAGUCGACUGAUUCUAAAGUGUGACCAUGGAUGUCAUAUGGCAUUUCUAUAAUGUUUCUUCUGUUUGAGAUGUGGAUGACCGGGCACUUCUGGGGGUGGAAUUCCAUCAUCCGAUCCGAUUCCCACUCUUGCAGGUCUAACUGUAGAGACUUGGCAUCGUCAGAGGUCUUAAUUUCCGGUACAGGAUACAGUCGUCUGCAAAAAGACGUGCAGUAGAUUGGCUGGAUAUUGAUUUGACUUUUGGUGGGUUUUGGUUUUGGAUGAUAGUCAGGUUUCUACACGAUUUUACAAUAUUACUACAAAAACUUCAAAUAUGCAUGUACAAGGAAAGUAUGGAAAAAUCGAGGGGAAAAUGUUGCGUUUCUAGAUAUACUGAGCAUAUAUAUACAUUUUGUCUGUUGUAUAUGAUUGCAUACUGCUCAUACCACAACCAGUUUAACUACAAAGACUGUUAGCUAGCUUUAAAACCAACAACGGUACUAACUUCAUAACUCGAAGGUUUCAGUUUAACAGACUGUCUAAGCCACGUGAAAUGUAAAUUUUGAUAUUUUAUCAUUUUUGGACACUUUAAAUGUGUACAUUUAUCAUGACUACCAAAAGAGAACUUUUUGAUGUUACAAAGACCAUGAUUACAUAAAAGAAUAUCAGGGUGAAGCAUAACGUAUUUAUGUCACUUGCAUGUUCGGGGACCCUGUGAACUUUAUUGGUAUCUGUGUAACGGGACACAAAUCUCAUACAAUAAACGAGUAAAAUAGCCGUAAUUUUAUUAUGCUUUCAUCUACGCACAUUUCUGCGUUUUCUUUAAUUCGAGUUCUAUGUGUACAUGGCAAAUUUUGACGCCGCAUUAAUUUUGUAAAUAUACCAAAGGCUUGAAAAAAUAGUUCCAGUACUUAUCCCCGCAAUUUAAAAGGGAAACUGGCUUCUCUUUUGGACGCAGUGGUCCAGUGGUAACACUGACUACGAAACCAGGGUCGUGAGGUCGAGCCCCCGCUUCUCCUAAUAAAAAUUACUAACAUUGGGAUAAGAGUCAAACGUGUGGGUGCUUUACACCUGGCACACUAAAGAACCUGGGAAGCUUUUGGAACUGAAGCGUCUUCUGUAUCUUGCAUUAUUACAUACUCGUUUCUAUUCCCCGUAAAGUUACACUGGUACCGGAAACGUCAAAUUUUGUCCAUACACUGACGCCUGAAUUUCAUAUCGGGUGCGUGACGUAAUUCAGUGUGUGUUGUUGCACUAUAUUGUCUAUUUAGUUCAGUAAUGUCAAUUCUGUUCAGGCUAUUGAACAUAUAUAUGAUAUUUACAUAAUAUUUAUACAUGUAGAUGCGUAUGUAAUAAAAAGGUUAUUAUCUUUGCAUCGGGAAGUAUGCACUCGUUCUUCAGCGGAAGAAUAUUGCGCUCCUAAAGUCGCGCAAUAUUUCCGCUGAAGAACUCGUGCAUAUUUCCCGAUACAAAGCUAAUAACCUAUAACUAUCCUCCCACUAACAGUCUUCUGGAGGAGCCGCCCAUACCGGUGGCGACUAUAAAUAAACUUUUAUACAAACAAACUUCUCUCAUACCUUCUUGGCGGUGGAAACCAUAUGGGGAAUAAGGUGUCAAAUGUAACUGAUAUAAGUUGUAGAAUUCGCUCCACACUAGACCUAAAAUAAAUAAGUAAAAUUUAACGUCUUUAAUUUCCAUAACCAAGGUUGUAUGAUGAUAAUUUUGCACUUGAUUAUUAUUACAUAAUUGUUACACAUAUUAUAUUUAUCUUGUGCUUUACUUUAUAUCGCAUGUUUCUUACUGCCUUUAUUCGGCAAUAAAUACUAUUAUUAUUUUA
Mercenaria mercenaria is the source of this 4700-nucleotide messenger RNA. RefSeq lists its product as uncharacterized. The coding region runs from base 237 to 1160 and encodes 307 amino acids. NCBI's taxonomy places the organism in Eukaryota, Metazoa, Mollusca, Bivalvia, Venerida, Veneridae. The record is from RefSeq and is a predicted model, not a curated record. The transcript has 5 exons.